AGUCUUGCUUUAGCAGUGACGUCGCGAACCGGGUGUUUGACUCGGAAGCUGCGACGGCGGAGCGAAAAACCCGUGAAGAAAAAAAAGGAGAAACGGUUCUAUAAACGGUUUCUGACCGUAUUUGUCCGCUAAUAUCGCCAGUAAACAGACAUAUGAUCUCUCAUUAGUCAGAAACAUCGAGGAUUUGAAGGCUCCGUCACAUCGAGGAAGAACAGGGAAGAAGAGACGGACGGACUCGCUCACCGCCUCGGUCUUCAGCUGUUUAACGCUCGCCUUGCUCGGCUCCCCCACUCGCCGUGUGACAUUAUGGAAAAUGCCGACCAGAAAGGAAACCCCACACACUACACGAACGGGCUGCUGAACGGAUUUCAUCCGCCGAACGGAUCAAACGGAGCUGGAGGAGGCGGCGGAGGAGGAGGCAGCAGCGCUAGUGGCACUAACCCUCACUGUAGUGGUGGCCAUCAUGGUAUUGAAAAUUUCCACCAUCUUCACAGACCUGAUGUUCACAACAAUGGUUCUCCUGCCAAGCGCUGCAGACUCAGGAGGCGGAUGGACUCCGGGAAGAAGAACCGGCCCCCUUUCCCUUGGUUUGGCAUGGAUAUCGGAGGCACCCUGGUGAAGCUGGUUUACUUUGAGCCGAAAGACAUCACGGCUGAAGAGGAGCAAGAGGAGGUGGAGAGCCUGAAAAGCAUCCGCCGUUACCUGACCUCCAACGUGGCCUAUGGUGACACAGGCAUCCGAGACGUCCACCUGGAGCUGAAGAACCUUACCAUGUGCGGCCGCACAGGCAACCUGCACUUCAUCCGCUUCCCCACACACGACAUGCAUAGCUUCAUCCAGAUGGGCCGGGACAAGAACUUCUCCAGCCUGCACACCACGCUGUGCGCCACUGGAGGAGGAGCCUACAAGUUCGAGGACGAUUUCAGGACGGUGGCUAAUCUGGAGCUGCAGAAGUUGGAUGAGCUGGACUGUCUGAUUCAGGGUCUGCUGUAUGUGGAUUCUGUGGGCUUUAACGGCCACCCCGAGUGCUACUUUUUCCAAAACCCCUCCGACCCUGAAAACUGUGUCAAGCAGCCAUGUUGCCUUGACAACCCUUUCCCCAUGUUGCUGGUAAACAUUGGCUCGGGGGUCAGCAUCCUCGCGGUCUACUCCAAAGACAACUACAAACGGGUCACAGGCACCAGUUUGGGAGGAGGCACGUUCCUCGGCCUGUGCUGCUUGCUGACUGGCUGCGAGACGUUUGAGGAGGCCUUAGAGAUGGCAGCAAAGGGUGACAGCACUAAUGUGGACAAGCUGGUAAAGGACAUUUACGGAGGAGAUUACGAGCGCUUCGGUCUUCAAGGGUCCGCUGUAGCAUCCAGUUUUGGUCAUAUGAUGAGCAAGGAGAGGCGUGAUAGCAUCAGCAAAGAGGACUUGGCCCGAGCUACUCUUGUCACCAUCACAAACAACAUUGGUUCCAUCGCCCGCAUGUGUGCUGUGAACGAGAAAAUCGAAAGAGUUGUAUUUGUUGGGAAUUUCCUGCGAAUAAACACUGUGUCAACAAAGCUGCUAGCAUAUGCCAUGGACUUUUGGUCGAAAGGACAGUUGAAAGCCCUGUUUUUGGAGCAUGAAGGUUAUUUUGGGGCUGUCGGUGCCUUCCUAGAGCUACUGAGGAUGACUGAAGACCUCUGAGGAUUUCGAGGAACUUAAAAACUUGCCAGAACCAGAAGCUGCUGUAAGAUGUCAGGAAACCUCCUCCCAUAACAAGGAAAAGCCAUUUGGAUAUUGUCAGAUAUUUAAGAUAAUGCCUGUACCCUCCUUCCCUGAUUGUAAACCUUUUGCUAGCUUGAUCUCGAUACAUGAAUGGGUUGCGGAGGUGAGUGUUUUGCGUAUUUUACCACUAAAGAGAGAGCCUCUCAAGGUACAGUCUACUGUAAACUGAGUUGAAGACGUUUGUGUUAGUAGACCGUGCCCUAAAGCCAAAAUCAACAGAGAUUUUUUUAGACUGAUGAGCACUUCUACAGAUUACCGUUUUGUGUUGUACGUUUUAAAUAUCUAGCUUUAGUACAUGGCUUAGAAGAAAUAGACCCAAAGUGGUCACCUUAUUCCAAGUCAAUGUUCCCUUCCAUUGUAUUCAAAGAUCACCUACAGUACCUUACCACAUAUAAAAUAUAUGCUUCAUCAACAAUUUUGAUAGAGUUUGGUAAAGAGUUUUAAAUGCCCAGUAAAAAAAGUAACGUAUAUUACCUUACUUUCAUAGGCAUUAGGUCUCAGACAGCCAAGACUGGAGUUGAGUGCAUUUUAGACGGUUUCCAGAUAACCAAGAAUAUGCAGUAAACAUACAGGCUGUGAGAUUUAAUGUGCACACUAGCUAAGCUAAGCUAAGCUAAGCUAGGUCCAGCUGUGAUGAUUAAAGGAGAUCUGGGUUUGAGAACCAGGUCAAGUCACAGGUGGAAUGUGUUCCUUACUUACCUACUUAUUGGACAUUUUAAAAAGACAGUUUAAAUAUUCUGCAUUAUAAAUCACAACAGGAUUAGUGCUAUAUCAUAAGCAUUAUUUUAUCCACAGUAUUAGCCAGCUCAGUUUUGAUUUCUUCUCUUCACCCGCCAACUGUAGGUCUACUAACACACAUUUUUCAACCAAAUAGAGACUAUAGUUAAACUAGAGAGUUGUGGGGACCAAGUUGUCAGUGUUGAACUGAUCAUAUUAUGGCUCAUUAUGAUCUGUUAGGUAAAUAGUUAAUCGCUGAUGUUUUUUUUUUUAUUUGUAGUCAGCUCUGAUAUUCUCCCAUAGAAGAAAGAAUAAUGAAGUGUUGGCUAAAUGACUACUUCACUCUAACGACCAUUUUCUUCUUACCCCGAGAUGUACUUACACUGUAAUAGAGGUUGUUACUGAUUUUUAUUAUUAUUAUUAUUAUUUGUUUAUAUUUAAUCCAUAUUUUGCAGAUUGUAUAAUUUUAUUGAUUGUCCUAUUUGUGGCAUUACAUGAUGGUAUCAUAGUUUCAUUUGAAACUACAAAUCGAGCCUGUAAACCUUUCUCCUGCCUUUCCUUCUGCCUUGUCCAACAAAUGCCUUCAUUAUCAUCUCUUUAAGUCAUUCUUUAUGUCUUGUUUCUUUCAGAUGACCAGCAUCACAUACCUUUUAACACCUUUUAAUACUGUAUCUGUUGUUUGGCCUUCUCUGUAAGCUGAAAAUAUUAACACAAUAUGGUGGAAGCAUUGUUCAGUUUGCUGCCUCUGUAGUGUAUAGUCAAUUUUCCUGUUAAUGCAGCUACAUAUCCCACUAUUGAUAUAUUAAAAACUGUUUUAUAUGAGAUCUUAUAAAUGAUAAUAAGAUCGCAAUAUCGCACCUGCUACACAAAUGACCAUGCAAUUAAAUUUGGAGAAGAGUAUUUUAGAAAAGAGUCAUUAGUGUGGAAAUGGCUUGAUUUGCUCUUAAACACUGUUAGAUAUUCACAAUUGAAAUAUCAAGUGUGCUGUAUUUUUGCUAACAGCCCACAGAAGCCUGUGCUGAAUAGGGCUUUAUAAACGAAUGAUUAUUAUUUUGGAUGUCGACUAAUCUGUUGACUAUUUUUUUCAGAUUAAUCAUGGCUCAUUUCUGCCAGGCCCUCCAUUUCUACUUCGUGUGAAUGCAGAUCCUGUUCCUAGGCUUUCUCUAUCACUUCAAAAUACUAGAAACAGCAGAACAUAGGAUGUAAAUGCCUAUUAAAUGCCCAGAAGACAUUUAAAUAUGAAAUGUUCGGGACUUUAAUGAGAAAAUAAAUAGUUUCUAUCACUUUUAGUGAGUGAGCAGCCCUUUCUAUUAUAUGUUUCUAUUCCCAGCACUUUGUCAAAACCUGCAUAGUUACAAAUGAACAACUAGCUGACACUGUAAUUUGGAGUCGACAACUGUUUAUAAGUGACAUCGGUAAUUAUGGCGACUAAUCGGUGCAGCUAUAGUUCUGUCCAGCAUCACAAUAGGAUUGGUUUUAGUAGAAAACUCCAUCUACCCACAAAGAGAGAGCAAGGCCAGUUCUGCUCUCUCUCGGACUCUGGCUGCUUGAUGGCUAGCAGCAUUCCUCAGAUCAUAGUUACAACCCCUAGGCCUGCUGAACCACUCAACACCUAUAAAUACUAUAUUUAAACAUUUGUACUUUGUUCAGAGUAUUUCAAUGUAUCGUAUUGUAUCGUAUAUCACUGUGAAUCGAGAUUUGAGUUGUUUGCCAUAUCGCCCAGCCCUAUAUCCCAGACUGUAGAUGCGAAACGGCGGAUCCCUUAACUAGGGAAAAGAACCAGGGUUACUGGGGUUGCUGCAGUCAAAGACGCACAAUAACAUGCCGGACAGGUUCUCAAAGCUAAUUCCAGAAAAUCUGGUAUUUCUACACACGUCAGGCUAUAUGUAGGUUAUGAACCCAGUGCUCCUUUAUAAACAUUUUAUUUUCUUGCUCCAACUUGUGUGAUAGUAUCUAAAUUUGCACAAAACUUUGCAGCAUGGGAUCUACGGUCCAGUCUAUGCUGUGUAUGUAAAUACUACACUGCUAAACUGCUGUAUGUGCUGCAGCCUGAACAUCGUUUUGUUUUUUUUAAUUCAGACAAACACGCAGCAAGUAGUUGAACCAGUCAGUUACUAGAAAACCAAAUUCCUUUUGGUGCUUGCGUCCCUAAAUUCCUCCAGCAUCUAUCAUUAGCCUGACAUUUUUUGUUUUAGGACGCACACUGAAAGUAAAUUUCAGAAUGACAGUGGUGGAUUAUUGUUUUCAAAAAAAUUAUAUAUAUGUAUUAUUUUAAAAAAUAUUACUAAAAAGUUAAAUUUUGUAAUCCAAGUGGGAUUAAUUUUUUUCCAAGAAUUAUUGUAUUGGCAUUAAAAGAUUUGUCAUGUACAUUUUUGAAUUUUCGCUGUUGUAACAGAUCUUGUUUCUCUGAAAUUCUAUCAUUAAUGGAAAAGUAAAAUUAAUUUUAAAAACAAAAUCUAAAUAUAUAUAUUUUAAAUCAAUAGGUUCUUUUGUUGUGGAAUAUAAACAAUAGCUGAAAAAACCCACUAAAGUAUUUCUGAAAACAUACUAGUUACAUUUUGAUGUCAGUUUGAAAUUCUAAAUUUAAAGAAUUCAUGUAUCAGCAUUUAAGUAUUUGUACAUUGUUGUAUGUUUUCCCCAAAAUGUCAGGUAUUACUGGCGUCAGCUCUGAAUUCCCAUAUCUGUGAAUUACUGAUUCUAUUUUGGAUCUUCACUGUUUUAACAGAACCUUUUUCACCCAAAACCUUAACAUAGAAGCAAAAGCUAAAAUAACUUUAAUGUAUACAAUGUAAUCAAUGUAUACAGCAACCGUAGUAGCUUAUAAUGACUGUCAAUAAGCUCAUAUGCACUAACAAUGUGUAUAAUUUAUAUUAAGAGAUGUUUCGUAAUGUAUUAUAGUAUCUGUUCAUAAGAACAUUGUACACACUAAUAUACAGCAUAAUGAACCGCAUCUUUACGAAGAGAUAAACUUAUAUAAACUGUAUAUAACUUUAAACUGUUAUAACAGCAUAUGACCUGUCUUUGUAAGUUAUGUAAGCUAUAUAAAGUGUUACCAAAAUGUUUAUCCAGUAGGUUUGUUUGUAGCAAAUAUUAACAAAAGCUGGGAAAAAACACCAGAAACCUGAAACAACGAGAUUUAGAUAGAAAGCAUGGUCUCUGAAACCAGCAUGUAAUUUUAAGUGCACAGAACACUAAUGUAAUGCUUCUGCUAAUGCCAACAAAACCGUUAGGAUAGAGUAAGCAUAGAGAAUUUUACGGGUAUGUGAUGCUGGAGCUCUCUCUGAUCGUUUACUUGUGUUUUCAUUUCAUGAUCCGUUGCCUCUCCUCAGUCCUCAGAAUUGCCUUAUGCAGUUGGUCGUCAUUUAGACUUGAGUAUCUGCAUAUGCACCAUGGCGGUCCAGCACAACUCUGAGCCACUACAGCAACUUUCACAUGUAUUGGGGUGCCUUUUACUGAUGGAGUCCAGACUUUUAUCUGUGCAUCUUCCGCUUUCUUCUUCUUCUUCUCCUUCUCCUUCCAGUGCUGUGCCCAAAUGUGUCUGUUUUAAACAUGCAUCCUGCAUUGUGUGGGAUUCACGUUAUUUGUUCAUGUUACUUGUUUUGUUUUCUUCAGUAAGUUGAAUACAUGUUUUUGUACAUGCUGUUCUACGAUUCGCUUUGAGCCACUCACAGCCUAUAAUAACUACACCUGGAAUAAUGGCAUGUAUGCAAAGCAGGGAGAGGCGAGUCGACAAGUCAAGGCACUACAUAAUAUAUGCUUUGCUUUGUACAGGCCUCAGUUCAGCAUUUUUAGAAUGAAUGGAAUGGCCUUGCAUUUGUGUACACAUUGUGUGACAAACCAUGGUCAUGGUUGCUUUUGUUUGUUUUGUUUUUUUGGUCAUAGAUUUAACUGGAGGUAUCAUCUUUAUCCACGCUAUAGAGUUGCUCUGGAAGCUACACUAUAAAAGCUACACUGUAUUAAGAGUAAAAGUAAUGGCGCAGUCAGAUGUACAUAAUUUCCAAGCCAGUAAUGAAUAUUAAAUAAAAAUGAGAAAACAACUGUCGCAUAAAUAAGUAAGUAAGCUUAAAGACAACAUUGUCUCUUUUGUUAGAGAUUAUAUCCAUCUGCCAAUGGUGUACAUGUUUAAUUCUAUAAAUUAUAAUUCAUGCAUGUUCAUCUGUUCAAAUCUGUGUAAGCAUAUCAUCGCUGUUGCACUAAAAACCUUGUAGCUUCAUUUUUGUCACAUUUUAACUUUUAGUAAUCUGACAGUGUUUCUUUACAUAUUUACAUCUAGUAUAAUUUUAUGGUGAAUGGACCAAUAGAAAUGCUCCAAAAUUGUAACUUGGAAUAAAAACAUUCUCCAUUGACUUCCAUUAAAAGUCCAGAAGGUUUUUUCCUUCUCUUGUAAAGUUGAAAAUUUGGAGAUAAAAAGUUUUUUUUCGUGACAGCGAAGAUAUUUUUAGGAUUCAAAAUGAUUAAGUGAUUAUCUCUUUCUUAGUCUGAUUAUUAUUAUUUCUAAUACUAAACCAUUUACUAUUUUACAUGAGUUCUUAAAAGCCUGAUGUCCUCAUGGUGUACAUUUUCAUGUGUUUGGCCUCUAUAGUUUAACACAUUAAGACAACGUCAUGAUUUAUCCACUAACAGCAACAGUAUAUUACUGUAAUCGUCUCUUUCAGUGUUGUCAUUUGCUCUGUUCUUACAGUAUCACUACAUCCAAGUGUUUUGUGUUUACUUGUAGAUGAGACCAUUGCUUAUUUAAUGCCCUCUGUGGAGUGAACAGCUCAUUCCAAACCUGCUCUGAAAUUCCUGUAAUAACACCUUUUAAUCUUGACCACGUUUCUGUUUAUCCUGCAACUUUUUUCUGUCGACAAUAAAUCUUGAAUACUUACCAGA
Messenger RNA from Astyanax mexicanus (Mexican tetra), 7341 nucleotides. It is a transcript of the gene pank1b, whose product is annotated as pantothenate kinase 1b. Gene Ontology annotation, molecular function: ATP binding; pantothenate kinase activity. NCBI's taxonomy places the organism in Eukaryota, Metazoa, Chordata, Actinopteri, Characiformes, Acestrorhamphidae. Gene Ontology annotation, cellular component: nucleus; cytosol. The record is from RefSeq and is a predicted model, not a curated record. The transcript is spliced from 7 exons. The coding region runs from base 307 to 1671 and encodes 454 amino acids. Gene Ontology annotation, biological process: coenzyme A biosynthetic process.